Messenger RNA from Cavia porcellus (domestic guinea pig), 1893 nucleotides. It is a transcript of the gene Adora2b, whose product is annotated as adenosine A2b receptor. Lineage: Eukaryota; Metazoa; Chordata; Mammalia; Rodentia; Caviidae. The transcript is spliced from 2 exons. Gene Ontology annotation, cellular component: plasma membrane. Bases 134 to 1132 code for a protein of 332 amino acids. Gene Ontology annotation, molecular function: G protein-coupled adenosine receptor activity. Gene Ontology annotation, biological process: adenylate cyclase-activating G protein-coupled receptor signaling pathway; vasodilation; G protein-coupled adenosine receptor signaling pathway. The record is from RefSeq and is a predicted model, not a curated record.
CCCGAGCGCGCGAGCCGGGCUGCCCAGACGCCGCUGGCCGAGGCGCGCUGCGGGUCUCCGGCCAUGCUUGGCGGGGCUGUCCCGCGUCCGGCGCGAGGCUAGUGGGUGACACCGGGGCCCGGCUGGCCCGGCCAUGCCGCUGGAGACCGAGGACGCGCUCUACGUGGCGCUGGAGCUGGCCAUCGCUGUGCUGUCGGUGACCGGCAACGUGCUGGUGUGCGCGGCGGUGGGCUCGUCGAGCGCGCUACAGACGCCCACCAACUACUUCCUGGUGUCCUUGGCUGCGGCCGACGUGGCCGUGGGGCUGUUCGCCAUCCCCUUUGCCAUCACCAUCAGCCUGGGCUUCUGCACGGACUUCCACAGCUGCCUCUUCCUCGCCUGCUUCGUGCUGGUGCUCACGCAGAGCUCCAUCUUCAGCCUCUUAGCCGUGGCGGUGGACAGGUACCUGGCCAUCGGCGUCCCGCUCAGGUAUAGAAGUUUGGUCACUGGGAGCCGAGCAAGAGGGGUCAUUGCUGUCCUGUGGGUCCUUGCCUUUGGCAUUGGAUUGACUCCAUUCCUGGGGUGGAACAGUAAAGACAGUGCCACCAACAACUGCACAGAGCCCUUGGAUGGAGCUACAAAUGAAAGCUGCUGCCUUGUGAAAUGUCUCUUUGAGAAUGUGGUCCCCAUGAGCUACAUGGUGUACUUCAAUUUCUUCGGGUGUGUCCUGCCCCCACUGCUCAUCAUGCUGGUGAUCUACAUCAAGAUCUUCAUUGUGGCCUGCAGGCAGCUGCAGCGUACUGAGCUGAUGCACCACUCCAGGACCGUCCUCCAGCGGGAGAUCCAUGCGGCCAAGUCACUGGCUAUGAUCAUGGGGAUUUUUGCUCUGUGCUGGCUUCCAGUGCAUGCUAUCAACUGUGUCACUCUUUUCCAGCCAGCUCUAGCUAAGGAUAAGCCCAAGUGGGCAAUGAACACAGCCAUUCUCCUGUCACAUGCCAAUUCAGUUGUCAAUCCCAUCGUCUAUGCUUACCGGAACAGAGAUUUCCGCUAUACUUUUCACAAAAUCAUCUCCAGGUAUGUUCUCUGCCAGACUGAUCUCAAGAGUGACAGUGGGCAGGCUGGAAUACAGCCCGCUUUCAGCAUGGGAUUAUGACCUAGGCUCUGCCUCUUGGAGAGAAGGCACAGAUGCAAACUAAACAAUGGGACAGGAUACGACUGGCUGAUUCUUACUGUGAAAAGCAGCCACGCUCACAAGCACAUGGCUGCCUCUUUGAGUACUUGCCUAAAGUUACUGUGUAUCUGGUUGAUACUACAUGCUAUUAGUAGGCUCCAAGGAUUGACAAAUAUAUUUAUGGUCCUGUUUGCCUGCUUUUAGUGUGUGGGUGAUGCUGACAGCUUGAAUGGAUUCUAAAACUUCAGAAGAGUCUGCCUCGUUCAUGGUCAAAAAUGACAGUUUACUAUGAAAUACUGUGAACUAUUACAUUGCAGAUAUUUUUAACAUAGAGGCAGUGGAAAAAUAAAAAUUGUCUGUAUUAAUCUAUACUUGUUCUCAGGAGGGUAAUCAAGAACACUAAAAGUUUGAAUCUUCAAACAAGAAGCUGCCAGUUUGAAUCUUCAAACAAGAAGCUGCCCUAUUAAGGAAUGAUAUUCUCCUAAGUUCCCAAGUAGAAUUAUCAUCAAGUAACAAUUGUAAGCUCUGUUCUUUUCCAUAUACAAAACACUACUGUAGAGGAAGAAGUUGGAAAAAUGGGAUCCCUCCUUAGGCAAGGCAAUUCUGCCUUCUAAAGCUAGGUAUGAAUUGCGCUUCUCUCCCAAGUUCAACUUCAUUGAGGUUGUUGGAAUCCAAUGUGAAAAUUCUACUAAGCAAAAUUAUAAAACUGUAUUUUAUGAAAUAAAUUUUUUUUUUUAAAAAAA